Cricetulus griseus (Chinese hamster) is the source of this 960-nucleotide messenger RNA. The record is from RefSeq and is a predicted model, not a curated record. NCBI's taxonomy places the organism in Eukaryota, Metazoa, Chordata, Mammalia, Rodentia, Cricetidae.
GCCACUUCCGGGCGGGCGUGCUGCUGGCCCCAGCUGUCAUGUUGCGAGCUCUGAGCCGCCUGUCCCCGCGGCCCGGGGGCCAGCCCUCAGCCGUGCAGCUCCUGCCCGCGCGCGGCCGCAAGACCCGCCACGACCCGCCGGACAAGUCCAAGGUCGGGCGCGAGAAAAUGCCGCCCGCGGUGGACCCCGCGGAAUUCUUCGUGUUGACUGAGCGCUAUCGGCUGUACCGGCAGACGGUGGGCGCCAUCAGGCGAGAGUUCGUGACGGAGGUGCGACACAAGGCGUACGAGGCUCGAGCCGGGGUCCUGGCCGAGCGCAAGGUGCAGGAGGCCGCCGCGGAGCACCAGGCGCUCAUGGCCUGGAACCGGGAGGAGAACCGGCGGCUCCAGGAGCUGAGGAUAGCUAGGUUGCAGCUGGAAGCACGGGACCAGGAGCAGCGACAAGCCGAGGAGGAGGCCCAGCGGGCCCGGGAGAAGCAGGCCUGGGUGCAACUGAAAGAGCAAGAAGUGCUCCAGCUGCAGGAAGAGGCAAAAAACUUCAUUACCCGGGAGAACCUGGAGGCUCGGAUAGAAGAAGCAUUGAACUCUCCAAAGGACUAUAACUGGGCCAUCACCAGAGAAGGGAAUGUGGUCAGGAACUGAGCACAGAGGGUCCUAGGAGCCCAAAGUAAGGACAGUGCUUGCCAAGGACCCAAGUGUAUUGGGACAGGAAUUGGUGCACCCUAUGUGGGAUGGCUCAGCCUUUUCCAGAGCAGCCACCAUUCAGUCUAGGUCACCACCUGACUGGAAAAUGUUCUGACACCACAUCCAAACUCAGGACAGAUGAGACUCUGUGAAGUUUCCUGUCACACAGGAUCAGACUAGACUAUAUCCCCUCUAGCAGCCAAGCUAUCUUCUGAGUCUCGGGGAGUACUGUGAACCAAAUGUUUGCUGCUUUUAAAAUAAAGUUUUUUGGAACCCA